Darwinula stevensoni is the source of this 1365-nucleotide messenger RNA. Lineage: Eukaryota; Metazoa; Arthropoda; Ostracoda; Podocopida; Darwinulidae. The record is from the annotation of a GenBank genome assembly.
AUGUUGGCCCAGUGUGGACUGGAAGCGUUGGCCCAGUGUGGACUGGAAGCGUUGGCCCGAUGUGGACUGCAAGCGUCGGCCCAACGUGGAAGCGAUCGGAGGAAAGUACUCAGUCGGAAAAUCGGAGAAACGGUCACCGCGAUGAAGCAGAAUCCCAUUCUCCUCGCACGAGACGGAAACGCUCGGAAUUUCCGUGGAAACAAAAAAUUCUGCUUGCUUUGCUCCGGCCUCACAAAGGAGAGGAGAUUCGGAUCGGAGGAGUCCGCCCAAGAAUUGGCGAGCGCAAACGCGUCCAUGAAUGGCCGGAAACUCUUUCCCUUCGAAGUUCCUGCAAAUCCUUAUCUGCCCUCGAAGUCGACUGCCCGCACCUUCGCACAGCGCAUGAUGGAGUUGAAUGCUACCGGCAUUCCGAAAUUCCGAUUCUUGUUCACGAAGGAAGAACUUCUCUGCACGGCAAUCUAUCUCACCAUCGUUGGGAUAUUGGCGACGGUGGGAAACGGAUUGUUCCUGGCGACGAUCCUCCACAGGAGAAGAUUUCGCCGGGAUCCUCACAUGCAGCUGCUGAUGAACCUGGCGGCGUCCGACCUCCUCGUCUCCUUCCUCGGCUAUCCCUUCACCACCGUCUCGGGCUACUAUGGGUACUGGGUGUUCUCCGACGUCCUCUGCCAGGUCUACGCCUUCGUCUGCUUCGCGACUAACUUGAGCAGUAUGGCGACCCAGGUCGCCAUUUGCCUUUUCCGGUACGAGGUCAUCUUCAGACCCAGCUUCAAGAAACGGUUAUCGGGAAAAUUGGUGUGCGCGGUCAUCUCGUUCGUGUGGGUCUUCAGCGUGCUCUGGACGCUCCCGCCCCUGCUGGGGCUGUGGUCGCGGUACGUGCAGGAGCCGUUCUACACGUCGUGCUCCAUCGACUGGGACGACACCAGCCUCUCGGCCAUCGUCUACAUCGUCGCUACCAUCACCUUCUGCUACCUGUUCUCGAUCGUGCUCGUGGCCACCCUGUACACGAUCGUGUUGCGCCACGUGAUGCGAUACCACCCGACCAACAUCCACGCGGGCGGGAUGGCAGUGAGGAGUGGGUCUUCCAUCUCCUGCGGCAACUGCCUCGGUCUCAAGCCCAUGGAACUGCAUCUCCUGAAGUUCGUGGGAAUGGGCCCUGGCAAUCUGGCCCUGGCAAUCUGGCCCUGGCAAUCUGGCCCUGGCAAUCUGGCCCUGGCAAUCUGGCCCUGGCAAUCUGGCCCUGGCAAUCUGGCCCUGGCAAUCAGGCAGGGUCCAUCCGGGAGAGAAACGGGCCGAGACAUCGUGGGCGACAACGAUCGAAAUGCCAUGGAGUCUCUGAGAACCAUCGGACGCAAUCAAAACUUUUGA